This is a messenger RNA of Lactuca saligna, 1002 nucleotides long. NCBI's taxonomy places the organism in Eukaryota, Viridiplantae, Streptophyta, Magnoliopsida, Asterales, Asteraceae. The record is from the annotation of a GenBank genome assembly.
AUGAUAUUCGAGGGACGAUUUAUUCGAAUCCAAACGUAUGCGGUAUUGGGUGAUCCGUCGCGCUUGAAGAAGAUUAUCAAUUCAAUUGUCAUGGGCACCGUCAUCGACUCUCAUUUCUUGGCACUCACAGCCAUCGUUACUUUUUGCUAUCAGUUGUCGUUCUUCGUAGUCACAGCACUUCUCAAAUUCGAUAAAGUCACCGAUUUUGCAGGAAGCACAAAUUUUGUCAUACUCGCUCUAUUAACAUUGAUUCUAAAAGGAUCAUGGCACGUUAGACAGGUGGUUUUGAGCUUCCUUGUUGUAGUAUGGGGUCUUCGCCUUGGAGUGUUUCUAUUAAUGAGGAUCUUGAAUUGGGGAGAAGAUCGACGCUUUGAUGAGAUGCGUGAAAAUUUGGGAAAAUUGGCGGUUUUCUGGAUCUUUCAGGCUGUAUGGGUUUGGACAGUUAGUUUACCUGUGACAAUUGUGAAUGCAAGUGACUCAAAUCCAGGAAUUGAAGCUCGCGAUAUAAUUGGAUGGAUUAUGUGGGGUGUGGGCCUCACAAUUGAAGCCACAGCUGAUCAACAAAAGCUAAUGUUUAAAAAUUCUCCAGAAAAUAGAGGAAAAUGGUGUGAUGCUGGAUUAUGGGGGUAUUCUCGUCAUCCUAACUACUUUGGCGAGAUUUUUCUUUGGUGGGGAAUCUUUGUGGGGUCCACCCCUGUUUUAGAUGGUGCUGAAUGGCUAGUUGUACUUGGGCCAGUGUUUUUAACAUUGUUGCUUCUUUUCGUUAGUGGGAUACCCCUCCUUGAGGUAUCUGCAGAUAAGAAGUAUGGAAACGUGGCUGCUUAUCGACAUUAUAAAAACACUACCAGUCCUCUCAUUCCACUGCCUCCUGUGGUGUAUGGAAGCUUGCCCUCAUGGUUGAAAGUAGGUUUUCUGUUUGAGUUUCCUUUAUACAACAAGAAUCUUCCUAAAGAAGAAGUGUUAGGCUGGAAGAAAGAUGGAAGUACUACAAAAAUAGGUUGA